Messenger RNA from Trematosphaeria pertusa, 2177 nucleotides. RefSeq lists its product as uncharacterized. The record is from RefSeq and is a predicted model, not a curated record. NCBI's taxonomy places the organism in Eukaryota, Fungi, Ascomycota, Dothideomycetes, Pleosporales, Trematosphaeriaceae. The coding region runs from base 242 to 2089 and encodes 615 amino acids. The transcript is spliced from 2 exons.
CAUGGCUCCAACCAUUUACCACCGCACAAUCUUGGCCACGAUAACCGUUCGCCUCGACGGUUGGCUGCGGCUAUGGCGAUCUUCCGCGUUCUGUACCCCGCCGAGGUUGCAAUUAACGUCUUCCAAGAUUACGACCCUUGCAUCCUGUACCUGGCAUCCUUCGCCAUAGCGUCGCUAUCUAUUCGGGCUAUUCUGGGGUGUGCGAUCGGAUAAAUAACGCCGUACCUGCGUCUCCCUCAACAUGCAUUCGUUCCUUUUCUACCUCUUCCCGCUAUCGUCGGCCGUCAUGAUUGUCGCGCUAAUCCUGCAGGUAUUGCUGGGUUUUGGCGGACGCGUGAGGAGUGAGCCGCCGUUUAAUAAUCCCCCGGGCGUGGAUAUCUGGUGUGGGAAGGCGUACCGAGCGACAAACUCAUCCUUCGAUCCCGGCGGCUGGCUCGACCCACCCAGCCCGGCUGAUCCAACACAGCUAAAGCUCGACUUGCGCGUCUACUCGCGCUACAGCUACUAUCUCAGCACCGAAAAGACAGCGACUCUCAUCGUCGACUCUCCCGUCUCUUCUCUCCGCGGGACGCCGUACAAGAAUGAAACAUUCGACCCGGAAACGAGUCCAAACACGAAAAUUCCAUUCACGGAGCUGCAAUUAUAUGUAAGAGAUAGCGCCGCAACCAGCAAGCCGCUCGUGAACUGGUUAAGGGUUCCUGUAAAUGCGAGCGGCUAUGAGGUGGAAGUCAGUCUGGAGGGCUUGAAGAGCAAUGGAACUACUCAUUUGACGGUCAUGGGAAACUCGCCGGACGCCAUCCAGACCUUCCAGUCCAUGUCCGAGAUCACGACCCUACCCGCUCGGAAUGACACCGGCAGCACGGCGCGCAUCGACCGCCUCUACGGCGGCAUUUCCGUCUCAUCCUCCCUCACAAACAACACCUGGAAACCCAUCUUCCCCUACUCCUUCUACACGUCCUGGGACUGGAUAUCCUCCACCAUCAACAACUCCUCCGCCACCAAGAACCUCACCACCUUCCGACAGCUCGGCUACAACAUCAUCCACAUCGUCCCGCCAGGCGGCACUCACCCCUUCGACCACACAAUCUUCGACCAGUUCCUCAACAUCUGCGACGCCCUCGAACUCUACAUAAUGUACGACAUGCGCCACACCUACCAAAACAACACCUCCAUCGCCACCCAACUCGCACCCCUACAGCCCCAUCCCAGCCUGCUCCUCUACUACACGGCCGACGAGCCCGACGGUUGGUGCGACCCGCUCGACGCCACAUCCACCGCCUACAACGCCAUCCGCGCCAUCGACCAGUACCACCCCAUCAGCCUCGUCCUCAACUGCGCAAACUUCUACUUCCGCGAAUACACCGCCGGCGCAGACAUCAUCCUCGAAGACACGUACCCCCUCAUCCUCUCCUCUACAUUCUCCCCCGUCUACAACACCCCCUGCAACGCCACCUACGGCGACUGUGGCUGCGACAACUGCCACGUCGCCGACCCCGCUUACCCGGCGUACGUGCACAACGCGUUUCUCGACAUCCUCGACCGCACCGAGAAUAUGUACGCGUAUCAGGAGUGGAUCGGGAACGUGUAUAGGAAGCCCGUGUGGGGCGUUCCGCAGGGCUUCUUUGACGCAAACAGCUUCUGGAGCAGGUGGCCGACGCGAGAAGAGGAGGCUGUGAUGGGCCUGCUGCGCGUUAACCAUGGCGCGAAGGGCAUCGUGGCGUGGAUCUAUCCGACGAGCGCGGAGGUGGAGAGCGUUACUUCGGAGCUGGCGACUGUCAUUGGAGCGCAGGAUGUUACAGCCUUUUUGCUUGGUGCGGAGAGGAUGCCGCUGGAGACAAGCGGGGGGGAUGGAUUGAUUGAUGCAGCUGCGUGGGUGAGCGGCGCUGAGAUUCUUGUCAUCGCUGUGUAUCAGGGAAGUGCGGCGGUGAAUGGUACGGCGGAGAUUAAGAUGCCGAAGGCGGUUGAAAAUGUGGAACCGCUUUGGGGGAGUGGCGGAUGGAUGAUUAGUGCAGAGGGGGAAUCUCUAGUUAAGGUUGAACUUGAAGGGUUGGAUGCAAGUAUUAUGAAGGCGAAGGCCGUGGGCACGUAAAGAGGCUGGCUGCCUUUUGGGGCGAUAUUGGUUACCUGUGCGGUCUGUAUAUAUCCUAUGAAAGAUUUGUCAUCGCAUUGGUUGAAAU